AUGGAUCGGAUUCCGACUACAGACUCUCCGCCCAGCAGCCUAACACAGCCAGCGCCACUGACAGAAGAAUUAAUUCUCGAAAGAGAAGAUGAUCAAGAUUGGGGCGAUGUCGUCGGCUCCGAUGAAGAGCCCGAUGUUGAAUUCGCCUGUGAAGACAUUAACCUCUACCCUAGAGGUUUCUGCUACCCACUAUCUAUCAGUGAGAUUAUUGUCGAGCGAUAUCGCAUUAUCCACGAACUUGGCCAUGGCGCUUUUUCAACGGCUUGGAUGGCGCAGGAUAUGCUUGAGAACAGAGGCGUGGCGCUCAAGAUCUUGAUGCUGGGGAGUCCUGACGACCGUGAUUAUCACAUGCAGAGCGAGAUAAUUGGCAAAGCAAUAGACUUGACUUAUUUUUUGGUUUAUCAUCGAACAUUCCUGCUCCCGACCCCUCACGGCCAACAUCGCGUCUUUGUACUUCCUCUUCAAGAACCAAACUUGAGAAAUCACCCACCCAGAAAAACGCCCAUUGCUACAAGAAUGGCAUUUGCAGCACAAUUACUCCAGGCCUUGAAGGCACUACACGAGACUGGCAUAGUUCAUUACCUAAACACCGCCAAUAUAAUGUAUACCCUUCGGCCCCUCAACAGCAGUAUGUCUGAAAAGUACAAGCGAAUCGGGCGGCCGAGGAAGAUGAAAUUAUGGACUGAGCAGUGGAAAGAUGGCGAACUGGUAAUGCCAAUGAAGCCAAAAGAGGAAUUUAUAGGAGACUCAAUCGUCCUUGGAGACUUUGGUCUUGCUCAUAAAGAUUGUGUUUCGACUCAGAAGAUGCAGUCACCUGCUACACACUGCGCUCCUGAACGGGUACACAACAUCAGCCCGUCGUAUGGCUCUGAUGUUUGGAGUUACAUGUGCAUCUUUUUUGAACUCUACACAGGAACAUAUCUGUUUCAUGGAUGGGGACAUGCAUCAGUGGUGUCAUCUAUUGUUCAUACUCUUGGUCCCCUUCCAGAAUCUUGGAAGGGAACCUACCACGUUAGUGGCUCGGGUGAGGACAAAUGGUAUGAUAAGAACGGGAAAAUAUAUCCAGAAUUUGAUCUAGUGGAGAGGCUCACUCAGCUUUGUCCUGAUGUUAGCGCAAAAGAGUCGGAGCUGGUAGUGUUGAUCGUACGAAGGGGACUUGUCUACCAACACGAGAAACGGAUCACCGCGGCGGAGCUUCUUGUCUACGACCCAUUUAGAAAGCUGAUGAGCAUAUAUACACAAUAA
Messenger RNA from Fusarium fujikuroi IMI 58289, 1245 nucleotides. RefSeq lists its product as uncharacterized. NCBI's taxonomy places the organism in Eukaryota, Fungi, Ascomycota, Sordariomycetes, Hypocreales, Nectriaceae. Gene Ontology annotation, molecular function: ATP binding; protein kinase activity. The transcript has 2 exons. Gene Ontology annotation, biological process: protein phosphorylation. The coding region runs from base 1 to 1245 and encodes 414 amino acids. The record is from RefSeq and is a predicted model, not a curated record.